AUGUGGCUUCUUCCCGUUGUCCUCCUUGUCCUUCAGAUGGUGCGGACAGUCACACCAAAUGCAUGCAAGGUCAACAACGGGAACUGCGAGCAGUUUUGCAAAGCUGAAGAUGAAGGAGCCGUGUGUUCCUGUGCUGCUGGCUAUGCCCUGGGCGAUGACAACAAGACUUGCGUUCCUGUAGUCAAGUUCCCGUGUGGUAGGCUCCAGAGAAAUCAUGAAGCUAGUCGAGAGGAAGACAUAGGAAACACAACAAGUCCAAAUGCUCAUCCUGAAAAUGAGGAAACCACCGAGGCCCUGAGCAGCCACCCGGAGGUCACCGGGGAGGCCGGCGGUUUACCCAGCGUGUCCCCGUGGCAGGCUGUUCUAACAGAUGGAAACGAUGAAUGGUUUUGUGCGGGGACAAUUCUGAAUGAGUAUUUUAUACUUUCUGCAGCUCAUUGCAUUAACCACUCUAAAGUCUUACAGGUUCUUGUUGGGAUGGUGGACAAAGAAAAGGAAGAGCCAAGCAGAGCAAUGCACAGAGUGGAAAAAGUAAUUGCACAUGCUGAAUUUGAUGCAGAAACUUUCAACAAUGACAUAGCCCUUCUCAAGUUAGAGGAACCUAUAACAUUUUCUGAGGAUGUUGUCCCAGCAUGCCUUCCAGAAGAAGACUUUGCUAACGAUGUUCUGAUGAGCCAAGCAUUUGGAAUUGUCAGUGGCUUUGGGGUCAUGUUUGAACACACGGAGCCUGUCAAAAGAAUGAAAGUGCUUCAAAUCCCUUAUGUGGACAGGGACACUUGCAAGCUCGCCCUUCGUAACGCGGUCACAGAAAACAUGUUCUGUGCUGGUUAUGAUAAAGAUGGAAAAGAUGUCUGCCAAGGAGAUGGAGGAGGCCCCCAUGUAACCCGGUACAAUGGCACUUAUUUUGUUACCGGUAUCAUCAGCUGGGGAGAAGGGUGUGGAAAGCCAGGGAAAUACGGAGUAUACACCAACUUGUCAAAGCUCCUGCCCUGGGUAAGAAGUGUUUUGACAGAAGACUCUUAA
This is a messenger RNA of Cariama cristata (Red-legged seriema), 1023 nucleotides long. Its product is annotated as coagulation factor X-like. Gene Ontology annotation, molecular function: serine-type endopeptidase activity. The coding region runs from base 1 to 1023 and encodes 340 amino acids. Gene Ontology annotation, biological process: proteolysis. Lineage: Eukaryota; Metazoa; Chordata; Aves; Cariamiformes; Cariamidae. The record is from RefSeq and is a predicted model, not a curated record. The transcript has 5 exons.